GAUUUUAUGCUAGAAAGCAGCAGGAAUGGCCAGAGUUUCCUGGUGUUGGAUGAACAGACCUUCGCAAAAGAGAUUCUUCCCAAGUACUUCAAGCACAACAACAUGGCAAGCUUUGUCAGACAGUUAAACAUGUAUGGCUUCCGUAAAGUUGUCCAGGUGGAUUCUGGGUUUGUCAAACUGGAGCGAGAUGGUCCAGUAGAGUUUCAGCACCCGUAUUUUAAGCAGGGCCGGGAGGACUUGUUGGAACACAUUAAAAGGAAGGUUUCGUCUUCAAGACCUGAAGAAAACAGGAUACGUCAGGAAGAUCUCUCCAAAAUAAUUAGUAGUGCUCAAAAGGUGCAAAUUAAACAAGAGACUAUUGAAUCUCGCUUUUCUGCUUUGAAGAAGGAGAAUGAAUCCCUUUGGAGGGAAGUGGCAGAACUGAGAGCAAAACACUUGCAACAACAGCAAGUUAUUCGUAAGAUCGUGCAGUUCAUCGUCACCCUGGUGCGGAACAACCAGCUAGUGAGCCUGAAACGCAAGAGGCCUCUACUUCUGAACACUAAUGGACCUACAAAGUCGAAUGUGUUUCAAAAAAUUGUGAAAGAACCGUCUGACAGUAAUCACCAUGUACCUCUCAACAGAAAUGAAGGCAUAAAACAAAGGGAACAGAUUUCAGAUGACAUCAUCAUUUAUGAUGUCACUGAGGAUGUGGGUGAUGAAGAAAAUCCCAUGGGCAAUGAAGAAAGUCUUCCCAUUACACCAGAAACAAGUGAAGAUAUCACUUCAGAUUCUUCCAACUGUAGUAAUUCUCCUGAUAUUGUCAUUGUGGAAGAUGAUGAAGAAGAAUACGCCCCUGUAAUUCAAGGGGAUAAAAGCACAGAAUCAGUUGCUGUCCCAGCGAAUGAUCCCCUCAGCCCUGUCAGUGACGGCACGAGCCCACUCAUGUCCAGUGCUGUACAGCUGAAUAACCAGUCAGCUCUGACUGCAGAGGAUCCCGUCUCCAUGAUGGAUUCCAUACUCAGUGAGAAUGGAGUCAUUUCACAGAAUAUAAACCUUCUUGGAAAAGUUGAACUUCUGGAUUACCUUGACAGUAUCGACUGCAGUUUAGAGGACUUCCAAGCUCUGUUAUCAGGACGACAGUUCAGCAUAGAUCCAGAUCUCCUGGUCGAUCUUUUUACAAGCUCCGUGCAGAUGAAUCCCACAGAUCAUAUCACUAAUGCCAAAAUGGAGACAAAGGGAAUAGAAACCACCAGGAAUAACACUGGUCCAGAGGCUUCACAGGAAACACAAGUUUCUAAGCCCAAAUCAGACAAGCGGCUCAUCCAGUACACGGCCUUCCCCCUCCUUGCCUUCUUCGACGGGAACCCGGGCGCCGAGGUGGAGAGCGGGAGCUCCGCGGUGGGAACCCCGCCCUCCACCGACAAGCCCCCGGAGGUGGACGAGCUGCUGGAGACCAGCCUGGAGCCCGAGCCCACCCAGAGCAAGCUGGUGCGGCUGGGGCCACUGACGGAGGCCGAGGCGAGCGAGGCCACCCUCUUCUACCUGUGCGAGCUCGCCCCCGCCCCCAUGGACACGGACACGUACUUCCUGGACAACUAG
Molecule: messenger RNA, 1581 nt
Organism: Merops nubicus (carmine bee-eater)
Lineage: Eukaryota; Metazoa; Chordata; Aves; Coraciiformes; Meropidae
Gene: HSF2
Product: heat shock transcription factor 2
Exons: 14
Coding region: 7-1581 (524 amino acids)
Biological process (GO): regulation of DNA-templated transcription
Molecular function (GO): DNA-binding transcription factor activity; sequence-specific DNA binding
Source: RefSeq, a predicted model, not a curated record